AUGCCAUCACCCGCGACUCCGAAAUGUGGCGGCUCAGGAGAUUUGUUUAAUUCGCCCGGUGGGGACGUUCCCGGGGAUCUCUCCGAUCUGGACGGAGUAGACUCGAAAGACUGCAAGUUGACCAAAGGACAAGGACAGGGGGGGGAGGGAGAAGAAAGAGAGGGUCCGAUCCCGUCCAGGGAUUGA
This is a messenger RNA of Penicillium psychrosexuale, 186 nucleotides long. RefSeq lists its product as uncharacterized. The coding region runs from base 1 to 186 and encodes 61 amino acids. The transcript has 2 exons. The record is from RefSeq and is a predicted model, not a curated record. Lineage: Eukaryota; Fungi; Ascomycota; Eurotiomycetes; Eurotiales; Aspergillaceae.